AUGGCUGAACAUUUUGAGUCAGAUGAUCAAAAUAACCUCACUGAUGUAGUGAUUCAACAAGUUGUGUCUAAGAAUGUAAUUGAAUCGGAGAAAGUACUAGAGGUAGUGCCAGAAAAAGUGAGACCGAAGGAGGGGAAAAAAGAAGCAGAACGGCUAGUUGUACAGAAAAAGCCUCCUGCACCAUUCCCUCAAAGAUUCGCAAGGAAAAAAAAGGACGAUCAGUACCGGAAAUUCUUUGAAAUCCUAAAACAACUUAGUGUCAAUAUUCCCUUACUGGAGGCACUGAAAGAUAUACCUAUGUAUGCUAAAAGGACGAAAGACUUCUUGUCAAAGAAGAUUAACUUUCAGGACAUGGCAACGGUACAGCUGUCAAUGGAAUGUUGUGUUGUAGUUACCAGGCCCAUUUCUCAAAAACUAAAAGAUCCUGGAAGUUUCACCAUUCCGUGCAUGAUAGGGGAUUAUUCUUUUGCUAAGGCAUUAUGUGAUUUGGGAGCCAGCAUCAAUUUGAUGCCUCUAGCCAUUUAUAAGAAACUUGGCCUACCAAGCCUAAGACCGACAGUUAUGCGACUGCAGCUAGCUGAUCGUACCCUGGCACACCCAGAAAGUAUUAUUGAUGAUGUAUUAGUACAAGUUGACAAGUUCAUUUUUCCUAUAGAUUUUGUUAUAUUGGAUUGCAAGGUAGACAUUGAAGUCCCACUCAUAUUGGGACGACCCUUCUUAGCUACGGGAAGAGCACUUGUUGACUGUGAAGUAGGGGAACUGAAGAUGAAUUUGAAUUAUGAAGAAACUGUUUUCCAUGUACAAAAAUCAAAGAAACGACCAAGUGACAUUGGAUAA
Molecule: messenger RNA, 837 nt
Organism: Nicotiana tabacum (common tobacco)
Lineage: Eukaryota; Viridiplantae; Streptophyta; Magnoliopsida; Solanales; Solanaceae
Source: RefSeq, a predicted model, not a curated record